CCGCGAAAGAGUGAAAAGUGUCGUGAAAUCUAAUUUUGGGGAGUUAGGUGAAGGCAUCGCCCUGAAUGAAUCAUUUUUCGAAUUUAUUCAGACUUUUCACUGCUUUUCUUCGUAUUUCUCACAUGCUACUCUCUUUCUCUUUUAAACUCCUCGCUCAUUUUCCUCUCACAAAAUUUUAUAGGAGUAUUUGUGGGAGAAAUUUCAGUGAGAGUGAGAAAAAUUAGUGUGUGUGUGUAAUGUAGAGUGAAGAAAUGUUGGAAAAUGCUUUGAGAGAGCUUUAGUCAGUGGGGACGCCUAGUGAUCAAGCUCCAUUGUAACGUAUUUUUUAAUGGAGCCGCCUGGUACCAGGCAAUAAGUUUGGAGUUUUCGGAGUUGCUUCUUCACAAUGAGAAAAUUUUCUUUACGGCUCUCUCGAUGAUUCAAUCAAGCUGAUCGUUUUGUGUGGGUUUUAUUUUGGCGCAAGUGUAUUCCUCUGCUCAGUGUUAGAUAACAUGUGAUUCCACCAUUGCUGUGUGUAUGUGUGAGAGUGUGGAUUUCCAGAGAGUCAGAGAAGUAAAAUGUUGGGAAGUUUGUGAGCCAUACGAGCAGAAUAGCACAGAAAGCUCGUGGAUAGUCAAAGUGUUUGGACGUCUCCUUUUUCGUGGAGUCUCUCAUUUAUAAUUUCAAACGUCUUUCCGUUGUUUUGCAAAGAAGGCAGAAUCAUACUGCAAGAUUGUCCUUCUCCAAAAAAUAUAAUCUGUGUGUGCCAGUGCAUUGAUACGUUAAAUUUGUAAAUUUAAUAAAUAUAUAUUGUGCCAAUGGUCUCACCUGAAGACCUGUUGAGUUUAAAUUGAAGAAUAUUGUGCGAGAUUAUUGUUCUUUUUUUUUCGGGCGGUAAAAUUCCGGUUGGGAAUUUUGCAGCAUUAAAUACGUCACUAUUACUUCAUCUCCGUCGAACAUAUCAAUCAGAAAACUCUGUGUGUUUCUGUUGACGAGCUUAUUGCUAUACGAAAAAAAAUAAAUAUCAACCUUGACGGGUAUAUAGAGUUAACAAUUCUCAAGCUAUUGCUCACAGUUUUUCUCCUUCGUGUGACUAUCACUGUAGAGACAACUUAGCCACCAACACACUAGUGUGCUUUCUCGGGUGAAUUUGUGUUGUUUUGAUAAGAGAAAGCAUUAUCCACGACUUUUCGGUAACGGCACGAUACUCUGUGACGUACUGAUUAGUGCUCCAGUAAUUGCCUCGUGUCCCCAUCUCACCGUGGCAAUCGUAUAGGGUUCAAGAGGUUGAAUCAAAUUGGUGACUACCAAGAACCGUGGUAGGGUGCUUUGGUUGCAGGGGAGUGGUAUUGGAGACUUUUCGCCUAAUGACCUAUGUAAUUGGCCGGGCUAGGCUUAAUGAAGAGGCUGCUUGAGUAAAUAGCAAACUCGUGCAGCUGUAUUGGGUGCUCAACAGUACCCAGUCAGAGUGUUACAAUCGCCCAGAUCAAAAGUUCCCCAAGUGACCUACGUCAGAGGCUUAAGCUACGCACACACCGUGGAAUUGGAUUCUCCACACCGAUUUAAGACAACACCUACGAGAAAGGUGGGAGAAGUGCCCCAGCGUUGUGUUUGUUGCACAGGGGAGCCGCAUAAAAUCCAGUUGAACGAGAAUAUCGCUGAAAGUUUUGGAGGCAAAGAGCCACUGAUACUCUUCGAGAGAUCGUCGAGAAAAUUAGACAUUUUAUUUUUGGUGGUGGUGCUUAUAAUGUUGAAUACUAUUGUUAUCGUGAAGGCAUAUAAGGAGUUUUAAGAAACAAAGUAAAAAAAAAAAACACGAGGAGUUUGUUAGUCAAAAGUGCCAUUUUAACGUGUGUUCCCAAAUGUUUUUAUUCCAUUUGUACAUUGUAGCUCUUACCUCUAAUUUGCCAUCAAAUUUAGAGGGUGAUGAGGCAAAACAAUAUGUGUGUUAAUUUGUGAUGUUGCUUCGAGAAAAGUUUAUUCGUGAUACUUGCGGAAGACAGCAUUAGCAGGAAAGAAGCAAAGAAAAAAAAAUUGCCCAAUUUGUUGGAGCUUUGUUGGGGGAUUGAAAGUUUCUCAUUUUGUCGAUUGUUGAAAGCUGCUCUUUCACUGUCGUAAGAAAUCAUCAGAAUUUCCGACAUCAUCUACUUCUACAGCACAAAUCAUGGAUCAAGAUGAAAUAGGAGACAUCCCACUUGACUUGGACAAUGCAGUGUGCCUCCAAGAUGAGAAUUCACAAAUCAAUAUAAGUGAUGUCAUUGAAGUUAUUCAGACAACAGAUCCUACAUCAGCAAGAAUGUUUGGGAACGGAGAAGGAUCAUCCCAAACUGGAAAAAGUACAAAUGCCAGUCAUGGGCGGCCAAAUGCGUAUGUUAAGAUCACGGAACAGCCAGCCCCAAAGGCACUGAGGUUCCGUUAUGAAUGUGAAGGCAGGUCGGCGGGAUCGAUUCCGGGUGUCCAUAGUACACCCGAAAAUAAGACAUUUCCCAGCAUACAAGUGGUAGGAUUUACUGGCAGGGCCGUAGUUGUGGUGUCGUGCGUCACAAAAGACAGGCCCUACAAGCCACAUCCACACAAUCUCGUGGGAAAGGAUGGGUGCAAACAGGGUGUUUGUACAGUGAAUAUUAAUGAGGAAACAAUGAGUGUCACCUUCAGCAAUUUAGGGAUCCAGUGUGUUAAAAAGAAAGACAUUGAAGAAGCUCUCCGGGUGCGUCAGGAAAUUAAAGUGGAUCCCUACAAAACUGGAUUCAGCCAUAGGGACCAACCCUCAAGCAUCGACUUAAACUCAGUGAGACUAUGCUUCCAGGUGUUUGUGCAGCAAGAUAAGAAUAGCUCUUAUGUGCCCCUACCACCGGAAGUAUCGGAUCCAAUUUAUGAUAAAAAAGCCAUGUCUGAUCUCGUUAUUUGCAAACUCAGUCAUUGCUCGUGUAGCGUGGCCGGUGGACAGGAGAUGAUCCUUCUCUGUGAGAAAGUCGCCAAGGAGGAUAUUCAGGUACGCUUCUAUGAAGAAAAGGAUGCCCAGGUGGUUUGGGAAGCGUAUGGAGAUUUUCAGCAUACCAACGUACACAAGCAAGUAGCGAUCUCGUUCCGGACACCACGGUAUCGGACACUAGAAGUGGAUCAAAUAGUUAAGGGAUUUAUCCAAUUGAAGCGACCAUCAGACGGUGCAACAAGUGAUCCUCUGCCAUUUGACUAUUUACCACUGGAUUCAGUACUUAAACAUAAGCGACCAAAAAUUGAGAACAGGGACAUGCUUUACAGACGAACACAAGAACACAAUUUGCCCAGGAAUUCCCAGCCAGCUCCCCCUAGACAGGAUGGUAGGCAAAAUGCGGGCUUUCUCAAUAUCCCUCUGGCGGAUACGAUAAAGAAGGAACCGCGGGAUCCUUCGCCGGGAAUAUGCAUGUUUCCGGGUACGUACAGGAAUCCCCAAACAACGCCAUCACCCCAACCCGUGUCACCGGCUACACCAAGUACGCCAGCAUGUCCGGUGCCCAACACAAAUCCUCCAUUUGUACACCAAUCACCACAUGAAAACUAUGGGAUAGACUUUACAGGUAACUACCCAGGACACUUCCAAAAUCCCGGCGCCUUCCCACCAGCACAGCCGCCGCCCUUCCAGCAAUGGAAUUUGCUGAGUUCAACUAAGGCACCACCUCCAAGUCAACUCAACAACUUCAGCCACAUAACACCUGCUCCCCAGGGUGCUGAGCCUGUUACACAAUACAACGGUGACUCUGCUACGAACCUCGUUAGCAAUCUAUUAAUGGACAUGGACAGUCAGCAACUCACUCAGCUCAACUCGGCCGAACUAUCGGGUCUCUCGCUCUCCUUCCUCGAGGGUGCCUCAGCACCUGAGGCUGCUCUUGCCGUAAAGCAGGAAGCUGCUGCACGGAUGCAAGCUGAGCAAGAGAACAUGACUGAUAGUUUCACGAAACUGACAACAGACACGAUCAAUGAGAUCACCAAUCUUGGCAAUAUGUACAAUAGGACCAAUAAUUAACAUCCCCCUCCCAAUCGCCCGAGAACAAAAACUUAUGUGAACGCAAUGACAUAAUGUCUUUUUUUUAUUUUAAAAAUAAUUUUAUAAUCUAUAUAAUAAAGAAAGGUCUCUCUAAAA
Lutzomyia longipalpis is the source of this 4099-nucleotide messenger RNA. It is a transcript of the gene dl, whose product is annotated as embryonic polarity protein dorsal. Bases 2144 to 3982 code for a protein of 612 amino acids. Gene Ontology annotation, molecular function: DNA binding; DNA-binding transcription factor activity. Gene Ontology annotation, cellular component: cytoplasm; nucleus. The record is from RefSeq and is a predicted model, not a curated record. The transcript is spliced from 9 exons. Gene Ontology annotation, biological process: innate immune response; response to cytokine; canonical NF-kappaB signal transduction. Lineage: Eukaryota; Metazoa; Arthropoda; Insecta; Diptera; Psychodidae.